GUAGAACUCUCUAACCUGUAGAGAGUCUCCUUAUGCCUUGGUCUCCUCGUCGUUAAAACGAGAGAACCCAUCAGAGCAGAAGAGAGAACAGAGAUACGAGGGAGAGAGAGAGAUAGGCUUCGCUGGACAAUUUCUUCAAUCUCUGGAAGAAGAAGUUGGUCUGAGUUCUUGUCUUGUUCCAUCGAGUAUGGGCACUGAAACUGUUUCAGAAUCUGUGAUGGAUAAUGGGUAUGAAGACAGUGAUGAUGACAAACGUUUAGUGUUCAAAAGGAAAAGUAAUGUUACUUCUAAUUCGAAUCAGUCGAAAUCCAAUCUCCAGAGAAGCAAGGCAGUUCCUUCCAGCAAGGUUUCACCUAUGAGAUCGCCUGUGACUAGCCCAAAUGGAACCACUCCUUCGAAUAGAACUUCUAUAGUGAAAUCCUCUAUGCCAUCUUGUUCUUCUAAGGCUUCACCAGCAAAGUCACCAUUGCGGAAUGAUACUCCCUCUACUGUUAAGGAUAGGAGCCAGUCACAUAAAGAUCAGUCUGAAUGUAAAAGUGAGCAUGAGGAUUCUGAGGAUGAUAAACCUAUAAGUUUCAUACGAUCUCGAAAUUCCAGUCGGCCUAAUAAAGGGCCAAGUUCUUCACGGCAGGUUUCCUUACCGCAGCCAGAAAAAAAGAAUAGUGGAGAUCGACCUCUUGAUAGAGCUAACGGAAUCAUAAAAGAUGAGUCAGAUGAUGAAGCUCCAAUCUCGUUAAUGUAUCGGAAGAAGAAUGAUAGUGGGAUGUCAGGGGCCAAACAGGUCUCUAUUGAUGAAAAGAAACCUUUGGCUAAAAAGUUGUUGAGUAAAGAAACCAGAGAUGGCGACGUUCCUGAAAAAGUUGUCGUUUAUCAGCAAGCAAACAAGGAGGUCGCUAUCAUUUGUAACCAUCAACGUACUGUCUCAAAAUCACAUGGCGCACAAGUCGAGAAGCUGGCUGUGAAAAUAGAAGAACUAAGGGAGCAAAUAAAAGAGCUGAAUAUUGAUCUCGACAGGGCUAAGAAAGGAAGAACUCCAUUAAUGGGAUCUGAUGGAAAGAGAAAGAGGAACUUAACACCUGAAGCAUUGGAGAAGAAGAUAAUGCAAACGCAAGGUAAGAUUGAGAAGAUGGAAAGGGAUAUGCGAACGAAAGAAGAUAUGAAAACCGUCGCGUUAGGCACAUCUAAGAUCAAUUACAUGGAUCCUAGGAUCACUGUUGCGUGGUGCAAACGACACGAUGUCCCCAUUGAGAAGAUAUUUAACAAGUCUCUCCUAGCUAAGUUCUCUUGGGCAAUGGAUGUUGAUCCUGAGUUCAGAUUCUGUUUAAGCAGCGAUGAAUAAGUACAUCUUCGUUGAGGAGCUUCACCUAACCAUUCACCAUACGUUUACAGAGAUAGAGAAAGAGAGUUAAAAAAGAGUAGAAGAAAGAAAACAAAUUUGUAAAAGAGGUUUCUUCUCUCUAAAUAGUAAACCAAAGACUAAUCUAUGGGAUAUUUUAUAGAGAACAGUUAUAAAUUUUUUACUCAAUAAACAAUUCAGGUCAACAAUA
Messenger RNA from Camelina sativa (false flax), 1547 nucleotides. The record is from RefSeq and is a predicted model, not a curated record. Lineage: Eukaryota; Viridiplantae; Streptophyta; Magnoliopsida; Brassicales; Brassicaceae.